Molecule: messenger RNA, 3190 nt
Organism: Tachysurus vachellii
Lineage: Eukaryota; Metazoa; Chordata; Actinopteri; Siluriformes; Bagridae
Product: hepatic and glial cell adhesion molecule-like
Exons: 8
Coding region: 165-1241 (358 amino acids)
Source: RefSeq, a predicted model, not a curated record
ACAUCAUCUCACUUUUGAAAUGGCUGUGGUUAUAAGCGUCAGUACAUAGUGCUGCUCUAGUAAGUAGCGUUGACACUAGAACAUUCAUUCCUAGCACAGCGCUUGGUGUUCAGGGGAGAAAUGGAUUUGAAACAAUAGAGAAGCAAGUUAGAAAUACACUUACAAUGCCAGGAGGUGACUUUUUCAUUAUGAUGCUUCUUCUUUGGACAUUUGUUGGCAGGGGGGUUGAUGGUGAGACAGUGAAUGGAGUGUUACAUGAGCGAGUGGAGCUUCGAGGACGUUAUGGACACAAUCCAGAUGUGGAAUCUGUGGAAUGGACUAGCUAUGCUGUAAAUUCAACAAAGAAAUUGCUAUAUAUAGUUAUUAAGCCAGGAAAUACUACAUGCUUUUAUCGCUGCCAAAAUAUUUCAUUUAAUUUAGAGAAUAUGAGUCUUAUUUUGGAUCAUAUUACAAAGAAAGAUGAAGGCAAUUAUGAGGAGAAAACCAUCUUUAAAAAUCAGACCAUUCUACAUUUUAAUAUCACAUUGUCUGUGCCAUGUUUGGAGCCAAUGAUUCUAUCUGUAUCAAAAGACAAUGUCUCUUUUAUCUCUGGCCCUCUGACCCUGAAUUGUGAGACCAGCGGGGAGUUUAAGCAGCUGCAGUGGUUCAGAAAUGGCCUUCCGUUGCCCGAUGACCAGAGAUUCUCCCUCAGUAAGAAAAACAAGACCAUGGUGGUGUCCAACCUGACCAGUUCAGACUGUGGCAACUACACCUGCCAAGUAUCAAAUGAACACAGAACAUCAGCAGCACAUGUUAUUGUCAACGAUAAUGCUUGUCUGCAGGAGAGUUCUUCUGUUCCUCAACAAAUCCUGUUCACUGCUGGAUUGUCACUCAUCUGUCUUCUUGUUUUGUGCAUCUCUUUAAUUUGCCUCUGCAUACAUUAUGAUCGUAGAAAAAUAAAAAAUGCUUCAAAUGAAGAACCUCUUUACCACGAGCCCAUGUCUUUUCAGCAAGAUGCUGUAACUCCGGCUGUGGAGCCUUUGUUAGUUGUCUACCAGGACUUCAGAAAGCCAAAAGAACCCACGUCUUUUCAGCAAGAAGCUGUUACUCCGGCUGUGGAGCCUUUGUUAGUUGUCUACCAGGACUUCAUAAAGCCCGAAGACUCCCAUCAAUCUGAAGAUUUUGGCUACUCCACCAUCCCAGAUGUUCUGAUGAAAAUUCAGCCCUCACAAUCGUCGAGCAGCAAGCUACCGAAAACAUGACCUAACAGGAUGAACGUGUUGCUUUAUACUGUGUAAAAAGUUGAGCUCAGUUCUGUGGCCUUCUAUGAACUGCAGUUUCUCUGUGUGAACUCAAAAUAACUCAGAAGGUUCGUCUUUUAAUUUUUUUUUUUUGAAGGAGAAGAAGGAGGCAAAAAAUGAUUUAAUAUUUCAUGUUGUAUUAUAUAUUCUAUGAAUAUUUGGACGCUUCUGUUUGACCAGAACACAUGCAUUUAAAAGUAAAAAUCAUAAAGGAAUCAUUUAUUUUGUUUGGUUAGUAACAGCUGGAACAAUUUUCAAAGAUUGUGGCUGUACAAACUAUCUGCCGUUCUUUAUUUAUCAUAUAGCAUGUACAUUUACUGUAGUAGUUUUUUUCCUUUCCUCCACUUUUGUCAGUGUAUUAUUGUCACUCAUGUGGGACAGCUUGGUAUUCCUUUGCCUCAUCUAUCACAUAAGGAGUACACUUUUCCCGGUCAUGUACUUUUGCCAUCUGUUAUUACCCUGGAGCUGGUAGAAGAGCCAGCGGAAGACAACCUUUUAUGCAUUUCUGUGAUUCCUACAUUUGCAGUUAUAGCAUAUUUCUGACACCUUUAUCUAGAGUGACUUACUUUUUAUACAACUGAGCCAUUGAGGGGUAAGGGCCUUAGUUAGGAAACCAGCAGAGACAGUUUGUUGGACCUGGGAUUUGAACUUGCAUCCUUCUGAUCUGUAAGCCAACACCCUAACCACUGAGCUAGCACAUCCACAUUGUACACGGCAUGUAAGGAUCUGUGUUAGUUCUCCCACACCUCUGAACAGCCACCGUGUUUCACUAUUCUGAUGUAGAAGGGUCAAUGGCCAUGGACUUCAUCACAUAGUGACCGGAAUGAUACCUCUGCCUGGAAAACCACUGCUUUACAAAGCUGAUCACGAAAAUAUUCAGGUGCCACAGGAGCUGACAGGAGAAGUCUGCCGUGGAUUGAAGAUUACAAUAAAACGCAUGGUGAAAUUAGAUAAAAUUACAGAAGGUGAAAUUAUAGAAGUGUGUUAUUUCAACAUUUCAUCAUUUCAACAGAACCUCCUCAAUGGAUUUACCUUCAGUGUCCUGGAUUUAAGCAAGACCUAAAUAUGUGUAUGGAAACAUAGGGAUAAGACCUUUAUUUUUAAUAGGGCACAGUAUGUUUACUAUAUUAUAUGAGAUUAAUCUGUAAACCAGUUUCAACUGCACUUGUAAAAAUAUCACGUUAAUUGUGUAGGAACAAAUGUCACACAAAAGUAAAUCACUGGAAAAGAUCAGGCUGGAAACUGUUGCAGAGGUGUUAGAAAAACACUUAAAAAUCAUAAACCUCCCACACCUGCUUUUCUAUUCAUGCCACUUAUGCCAUUAAAAGGUAGCAUUGACCUAAAAUAUAUGGUUUGCGCAAGUUUUUCAAGCAAUAUGCCAGACACCCAUGAGGAAGUUUGUCUUUGUAUAAUAAGUUGUGAAAUGAUAGACAUUGUUUUCACGUCUGAAAUAAUGUGUUAGAUUUCUGCCAUAGAGUUCUUGGUUCAACGUUUCUUGCAGAUAGAAUUUCUUUUGUUUUAAUGUCUGCUUGUUAUUUAUUUAUUUUUUUUCUUAUACUGUAUUGUUGGUUGUAUGUAACUUUUAAAGCAAGUGUUUUAUACGACUUCUUUUGAAGCACCUUGGGCAAAAAAGAAAGAAAGAUUUAUUUUUUUGCAGUUUAAUUUUUGAUGCUGUAUGUUUGUUUAUAGACCAGUGAAAUAGUACACAAAGGUAAGAAAAUGAGCAUCAUAUUACAGAAGGUUUUCAGAGAAGGAGGAAGUCAAAAGAUCUUUAUCAGUUAUUUAUGCAGUUGAAAUCCUUCUAGUCUGUAGGUGAUGAAAUGUGUGACACUUUUAAGUGUAAUUUAUUUUAGGUUACUGAUUUUGAUCGAUUAAAUUUGACCCCUAUGUCCUGAAAUAUUUAAAAAGUC